Talaromyces proteolyticus is the source of this 369-nucleotide messenger RNA. RefSeq lists its product as uncharacterized. The transcript has 2 exons. Lineage: Eukaryota; Fungi; Ascomycota; Eurotiomycetes; Eurotiales; Trichocomaceae. Bases 1 to 369 code for a protein of 122 amino acids. The record is from RefSeq and is a predicted model, not a curated record.
AUGACAAACUGUGCACCUCGGUGGAUUUUUAAACCCAGGUUUCUUGAAAGUAGUAAGGGAUUGACUACGGCUACAAUCCCACGGCGAAUUCUUCAGCACCCGAAUCCAGGCAACUUUGCCAAUCGGCCAAAGGAGGAAGUGACAGAAAUUGCCCGGAAGGGAGGCCGAAAAGGAGGCAAGGCAAGAGGUGUUGGAGGGUUUCAUGAUAUGGAUCCUGAAAAACAGCGCAAAAUAGCAUCUAAAGGAGGUCAAGCUUCAAACGGCUCUUUUACAAAAAGAGGCGGGCGUGCCCGAGAGGCUGGACGAACAGGUGGAAGGCCGCAGAAGCAUAUAGCGGUCGAAGACGAGUACGCAGACGUAUUUGAAUGA